UAACAGUCGAAAACGCGUGGCGAUAUUUUUUUUACGGAAUAAUACAGAACUACAGAUUAGAUUACAGAUGCAGUAGAGGAUUCGAGCUCAUCGGCAUUCACCGUAACAUCGAGUUCCCGACAUUUUUUUUUGGUAGAAGAGUUCCCAACAUAAUUCAAUCACGAUUUACGACGUCUUCGGCGCGAACAUCUUCGCUGCGCAGUUCACCAGAUCUAGUUUUAUCAGAAGAUAUUCAUUUCUGUUACCGAGAAUUAGACGUUGCAGGCGUUGGAUCAGAACUGAAUAGCAAUAAAAAUGAGGAGGGCUGGAGAUGCGUUGGGAAGGAGAGGGGGGCAUAGGCAACUGAAGCAACUGAGCGGGGGAAUGAGGGGACUGUUGGGGCGGUUGUCGGUUGCAGUCGUUGUUCUGCUGAUCUGUACCAUCUCUCUGCUCUCGACGAUGAAAGGAAACACUGCAGACUAUGGAUCGAAGAUCAGUUUGGGUGACCUUUGGCAGUCUGCUGCUUCAGGUGGUUGGAGACCAUCAUCUGCUCCACGAUCUGAUUGGCCUCCUCCCCCAACUGAGACCAAUGGUUAUUUGCGGGUUCGUUGCAAUGGUGGUCUAAAUCAACAACGCAGUGCGAUCUGCAAUGCGGUUCUUGCUGCACGAAUCAUGAAUGCUACACUAGUGCUCCCUGAGUUGGAUGCGAACUACUUCUGGCAUGAUAAUAGUGGUUUCCAGGGUAUAUAUGAUGUUGAGCAUUUCAUUUUGUCACUAAAGUAUGACGUACGGAUUGUGGAAAGCAUUCCUGAAAUUCACAAAAAUGGGAAGACCAAGAAAUUGAAAGCAUACCAGCUUCGACCCCCUAGAGAUGCACCAAUCAAUUGGUAUACAACAGUUGCUCUAGAGAAGAUGAAGGAACAUGGUGCUAUUUAUCUCACUCCCUUUUCACAUCGUUUGGCAGAAGAGAUUGACAACCCUGAAUACCAGCGGUUGAGAUGCAGAGUGAAUUACCAUGCCCUCAGGUUUAAGCCAAAUAUUAUGAAAUUCAGUAAUGCUAUUGUCAAUAAACUCCGAGCAAAGGGGCCCUUCAUGGCAAUUCAUCUUCGGUUUGAGAUGGAUAUGCUUGCAUUUGCUGGGUGCUUUGAUAUAUUUACCCCUGAAGAGCAGAAGAUAUUGAAGAAGUACAGAAAAGACAAUUUUGCACCAAAAGAACUUGUCUAUAGUCAAAGAAGGGCAAUUGGAAAAUGCCCAUUAACUCCUGAAGAGGUUGGCCUCAUCUUGCGUGCCAUGGGAUUUGACAAUUCUACCCGGAUAUACCUUGCAGCAGGUGACAUUUUUGGUGGAGAACGUUACAUGAAACCUUUAAGGUCCCUGUUCCCUCACCUUGAGAACCACAGCACGGUGGGCCCUGCAGAUGAACUGGCAGAGAACACCCGGGGACUGUUGGGAUCUGCUGUUGAUUAUAUGGUUUGUCUCCUCUCAAACAUUUUCAUGCCCACAUAUGAUGGCCCAAGCAAUUUUGCAAACAAUCUCAUGGGUCAUCGCCUAUACUAUGGCUUCCGGACCACAAUCCAACCUGACAGGAAAGCUCUUGCUCCAAUCUUAAUUGAUCGAGAAAAUGGUCGGACUGCCGGUUUUGAAGCAGCUGUCAGGCGUGUGAUAUUCAAUUCAAAAUUUGGUGGCCCCCAUAAGCGGAUUCAACCUGAGUCUUUCUACACAAAUUCAUGGCCAGAGUGUUUUUGCCAAAUGUCAGCACAGAAUCCUGCUGAUAAAUGUCCACCAGAUAAUGUCAUGGAACUUCUCAACAGCCGGUUAUACGGUGAAGAAACCAAUAAUGUGGAACAAAUGAAUUCGAACAUCACCAAUGUUUCUCUAUAAGUUAAGAAUGUUUGGAAGUCAUAAUUGUUGGUUAUUCUUCUUCUCAGGGAGCCGACCUCUGUCAACCACACAGAAUUCAGAGAAUUGUUCAAGGAUAGAGAGUCUUGAAAGAGAUGGUGUAGGGAUGUGCUUUGUAGCCUGUAAUAUAGAUAGAUAGAACAGUGUACACAUUCUUUCUUCACCGAUUUAAGGGAAGAGAAAAGACAUUCAUGCAUUGGAAAUUCUGUAAACUGAAUACAAGCAUAGGAAAUGUAGUGUAAAGAGAAAGAAUGAAAGAUCCAAGGGCAUUUUGUUCA
Nelumbo nucifera (sacred lotus) is the source of this 2156-nucleotide messenger RNA. Its product is annotated as O-fucosyltransferase family protein. Lineage: Eukaryota; Viridiplantae; Streptophyta; Magnoliopsida; Proteales; Nelumbonaceae. The record is from RefSeq and is a predicted model, not a curated record. Gene Ontology annotation, cellular component: cytoplasm; endosome; trans-Golgi network.